This is a messenger RNA of Bursaphelenchus okinawaensis, 439 nucleotides long. The record is from the annotation of a GenBank genome assembly. Lineage: Eukaryota; Metazoa; Nematoda; Chromadorea; Rhabditida; Aphelenchoididae.
AUGCCGGUCAAAGUGCUGUUAUUUGGCAAAGCGGCCGAGCUGGCUGGGAAAAAAGAAACAUUUUUAGAAGUACACGGUGAAAUACGAUACGAAACAUUGUUGUCCAAUGUAUUUGAUUCAGUGAGUUUAGAUCUAUACAAUUUAUGAAAUCGUUCCUUCAAAAACAAAGUAAACCCUAAAAAAUAGAAAUAAAUCCCUAUCAUUAUCAAUUUUUACUCAAAAGACUGUUUUAUAUGCUUAAAUAUUCUUAAACAUGUAAAAACAGAACAAAUUUAAUUUUCACAACAAUAAAACCAUUAACUUUCAGCUCCCGGAACUCAACACAAUAAGAGAGAACUGUGUGAUUGCAGUAGAUCAAAAGUAUGGCAGUACAAAUGAAUGGUUUCACAUCAAAGACAAUACUGAAAUAGCAAUAAUUCCUCCUUUAUCUGGCGGAUAA